Messenger RNA from Vitis vinifera (wine grape), 851 nucleotides. RefSeq lists its product as uncharacterized. The record is from RefSeq and is a predicted model, not a curated record. The coding region runs from base 225 to 686 and encodes 153 amino acids. Gene Ontology annotation, biological process: microtubule-based process. The transcript is spliced from 2 exons. Gene Ontology annotation, molecular function: dynein intermediate chain binding; dynein light intermediate chain binding. Lineage: Eukaryota; Viridiplantae; Streptophyta; Magnoliopsida; Vitales; Vitaceae. Gene Ontology annotation, cellular component: dynein complex.
AAAGGUAGGUGAGAUGGCCCAUAUGCAGCCGUACCUGAUUAUUUUCCCCCAAAAGGUCGCUUUCAAAAUUAUAAAUUUUCACUCACGCAACACAAGCCGGUCAAAGACUCAAACCUCACCAUUUCAAACAUUUCUGCUCUCUCUCUAUACAUUUUUUUUCCCUCAGUUUUUUCUUCUCUUACUCUUCUCUCCAUUUCUUCAGCUUUUGUUUUUCUUUCUCUUCAAUGGAGAGACCAGAGUCAGAGGGCUUCGGAGGAAGAAGACGGAGACCGGUGAAGAACGAAGUCCCUGUCAGGGCGCAGCGUCCGCUCCGGCGCACGUUAUCCUUGCCUCCAGCGGCGAAGCCUCCUCCUCCAGAGGUGAAGCUCGCGGCUGUGGCCGUUGAUUUGAACGUGCGGCUGAGAUCCGCCGACAUGUCCGCUGCAAUGCAAGAGCGUGCGUUCCGAUACGCUAGAUCCCUCCUCGAUGCCCACUCCGAUAACGUGCCUACUCCCACGCACCUAGCUAUGCGUCUCAAGAAGGAAUUUGAUGCAUUGUAUGGCCCAGCAUGGCAUUGCAUAGUUGGGAAGAGUUUUGGGUCAUUUGUGACUCACUCAUCCGGUGGAUUUGUGUAUUUCUCCAUUGACAAGCUCUCUUUCCUCCUCUUCAAGACCGAGGUUCGACCCAUCAUCAAGUCUCCUUCAUAGCUGAAAUUCAAUAAUACUGCAUGCCAUAUCUUGUAAACUGGACUUUUUCAUUGUUGAAUUUUGCGUGGAGAAUGGAAUCUUUUCUCAUAUAUGGUUAAGUCUUGAGCUUUUUGGUGUUCACAUAAUUUGUUUCCAGAACUAGAAAUGAAAUCAUCCUUCAUCUAU